Messenger RNA from Lepus europaeus (European hare), 1273 nucleotides. RefSeq names its product chromosome 5 C1orf50 homolog (gene C5H1orf50). Bases 19 to 618 code for a protein of 199 amino acids. Lineage: Eukaryota; Metazoa; Chordata; Mammalia; Lagomorpha; Leporidae. The record is from RefSeq and is a predicted model, not a curated record. The transcript is spliced from 5 exons.
GAGGGACAGGUGGCUGUCAUGGAGGACGCGGUAGCGCGCGGGCGGGCGGAGGCCGCCGCUGAAAGUCCAGGAGUGCGGUCGGCGGCAGGUUGGGGAGGAGCCCUGGUGGAGCUCACCGCUACCCCCGGCGGCCUGGCCCUGGUGAGCCCCUACCACACGCACCGGGCCGGGGACCCCUUAGACCUCGUGGCGCUCGCAGAGCAGGUGCAGAAGGCUGAUGAGUUCAUCCGAGCCAAUGCCACCAACAAGCUGACGGUCAUCGCUGAGCAAAUCCAGUGUCUGCAAGAGCAGGCCAGGAAGGUACUGGAAGAUGCUCGCAGAGACGCGGACUUGCACCACGUAGCUUGUAACAUGGUGAAAAAGCCUGGCAACAUUUACUACCUCUAUAAACGCGAGAGUGGCCAGCAGUAUUUUUCCAUUAUUUCUCCAAAGGAGUGGGGGGCAGGUUGUCCCCAUGACUUCCUGGGGGCCUACAAGCUGCAGCACGACUUGUCCUGGACUCCAUACGAGGACAUUGAGAAGCAAGAUGCUAAAAUCAGCCUGAUGGACAAGGUGCUGGGCCAGCCCGUGGCCCUGCCUCCGUGCUCCGAACCCAGCUUCCGGGCACUGCCUCACUGAGAGGGAACUCGGACAAGCGGCUGUUGUGACAAGGGCCCGUCAGCCGUUCUUUGCCUUACUGGAGGGCGUGUAGGUGAAUCAUGACUUCUUGGCAGGAGACCCUGUGUGAAUCUGCAUACUGUUGUCCUUAGGACUUUUACUGGGGUGUGGGGAAUCAUGUGACGCUGUCUGUUGGGUCCUCUCUGGGCCACCAAUGCCCAGCCAAUCAGUUUCGGGUAUCAGCCGGUGGGUGAGCUGUCUUUCGUCCUCUCCCCCUGUUCUGCCCGUAAGCUGAAGCAUUCAUGGAAGAGCUGCUGUUCUCAUAACAAGGCCGGCGGGUCGUUGUGCAGACAGGAUGGCUCCCAGGCCUCUUCUGAGACUGGAGUUAGGGAGGCGGGUGCUGGGCCUCCCGGGGACACAGCACUGGAGAUGCGCACAGCCGUGCUGGCUCCACUCCCGACUCCAGCCUCCUGCCAAGUGUGCUCAGGGAGGCAGCCAUGAUGGCACGGGGAGCUGGGGCCCUGCCACUCGGUGAGAGACCUGCUUUGGGUUCCUGGCUCCUGGCUUCAGGCUGGCCUGGCCCUGGCUAUUGCAGGCAUUUGGAAAGUUGAAUCAGCCAAUGGGAGAGCUCUGGCGCUCUCUGCCUCUAAAACAAAUAAAUAACAAUUUAAAAUGA